AUGCCACUAGUAGGAGCUACCUCAACCGGCGCAAACUCGCCACUGGCUGAGAGAGAGUAUGGCUGCAUGACAUGCGGCGCCAAGUUUGACAGCAGCGAAGCACAGAGAGCACAUAUGAGAGGGGAUUGGCACAUCUACAACCUGAAGCGCCGCAUGGAAUCGUUGCCUCCUACAUCCGAUGUAGAAUUCCAUGAGCAAUCGCUCCCUAUUACCACGAGGACCUCUGAUACUGAGGCAGCCCCCUCAUUUCAGAAAUCAUGUAUUGCAUGUGAGCAACACUACACGAACUGGAGAGCUUGGAAGGCGCAUCUCAGGUCACGGAACCAUGUCUCGAAAGCUUCAAUUGGGGCUGAUAAGUCCCCUUCACGGAACGCGCUCUCGUUAAAGGAAGGUCGAUCCUCCGAUGAAGAAGAAGAAGAGGAAGAAGAUUUCAGCCCACAGCAGUGUUUAUUCUGCAACGUUGAAUCUGCCUCCUUGGAGUCUAAUCUGACACACAUGUCUCACGCACACAGCUUCUUCAUACCGAAUGCUGAAUACCUCAUCGACGUUGAGUCACUUCUUAGCUACCUGUUCGCCAUCGUGUCGUUAUUUCACGAAUGUCUCUUUUGUGGCAGCCUAAAAAGCACCAAAUUUGGAGUCCGGGAUCACAUGCGAGGGAAAGGCCAUUGCAAACUCAAUUUAGAGGAUGAUGUGCAUCAACUCAAGCAGUUCUAUGACUUCUCGGGUAAUGUGGAUGAGCAAGAUGACGAAAAAGAGCUGGGGGAGGAAGUGACGCUGGCUCUGGAUGAGGACGAACUUCAUCUGCCAUCAGGAAAAAUCCUAGGGCGUCGCUCCCACGCCCACAGCCCCUAUCAUAACCAUCCCAAGCGGCCAUUGUCUGGGUCGUCCUCACGGCAGCAACACCGCCUGACUGCCAAUGAAUUUGAGACGGAACCCAUAAUACCCAAAGAGUCGCAGGAUCGAAGAAUAGUCAUGAGAGCUGGCACAUCCACUAGCCUGAUCGGCGUGUCAGAAGCUCAAAAACGAGCUUUGAUGGCCGUUGAGUUGAAGAUGGAGAAGAUGGAGGCGAGGGCUAGGAACGAGUACCAGUCAAGAGUAGAGAAGGGUGGAAAUAAACAGAAGACGUAUAGGGUGGCCAGCAUGGGGAAGAAAGCUGGCGGUUUAGAGAAAAGACUGGGGUGA
Molecule: messenger RNA, 1182 nt
Organism: Venustampulla echinocandica
Lineage: Eukaryota; Fungi; Ascomycota; Leotiomycetes; Helotiales; Pleuroascaceae
Exons: 2
Coding region: 1-1182 (393 amino acids)
Biological process (GO): ribosomal large subunit biogenesis
Cellular component (GO): preribosome, large subunit precursor
Source: RefSeq, a predicted model, not a curated record